Molecule: messenger RNA, 1021 nt
Organism: Priapulus caudatus
Lineage: Eukaryota; Metazoa; Priapulida; Priapulimorpha; Priapulimorphida; Priapulidae
Product: inactive phospholipase C-like protein 2
Biological process (GO): lipid metabolic process; intracellular signal transduction
Molecular function (GO): phosphoric diester hydrolase activity
Source: RefSeq, a predicted model, not a curated record
AUGUCUGGGGAUGAUGGAUAUUUCCCGCGCCUGCUAAAUCAUUCAGCGAGCGACGGACCGUCCGACUGCCUGCACUACAUGCAGACGGGCUGCGACUUGGUGAAGGUGCGCUCCACCUCUCGCCAGUAUCACCGCUACUUCAUGCUGGAUGAGGACAUGUCAGCCCUGCGGUGGCACCCGACGUCGAAGAAACCUAACAAGGCGAAGAUUCCCGUCGGAGAACGUCAAGGAGCGUUCGGCGCCGGCAUGAACACGACGUGCUUCCGACCACAUGGAGCCGAGCAAUCGGAGUGCCAACCAAGAUGGGAGUGGAUACCCGUGCCCAUCUUGUUGUCGUCGUCGUUUCUUAACUCGCGCUGUGCCGCCGCCAUCACCUGGCUGAGUAAGGUGUUCACGGCGGUGACGUCACGCACCGACGGCAGCUACCUGGACGAGCAGGAGGUGGUCGAGCUCGUGCAGAAGCUCAACCCGAGCAUCUCCAACAAUCGCAUACGACUCAAGUUCAAGGAAAUCGAACAGAGCAAGCCCCCGGACGAGGAAAAGGGCCGUCUCAGCUCCAAGGAGUUUGCCGACCUUUACAAGGAAAUUUCAACCCGACCCGAGAUAUAUUUUUUAUUAGUUAGAUACGCUAGCAAUGAUUUCAUGACCGUCGAUGAUCUGAUGUUGUUUUUGGAAGCCGAACAAGGGGCUUCACCAGCUAUUUGCUCUCCGACGAAUGUGACGUAUUCGAGCCUGCACAUCGUGUCGUCUGCCAGGACAUGACUCAUCCGCUGCCACACUAUUUCGUCGCUACCUCUCAUAACACGUUUUUGCUGGAAGACCAAUUGAAAGGACCGGCGGGCGUGGAGGGCUUCAUCAGAGCGCUGCAGAGCGGUUGCCGUUGCGUUGAAAUGCACUGCUGGGAUGGAGCUGAUGGCGAUCCGGUAGUAUUCCACGGCCACACUCUCACGUCGAUGAUAUCCUUCAAGGCAGUCAUCGAAAGCAUCAACGAGUUUGCGUUCUGUGUCUCUGAGUAAGUACA